This is a messenger RNA of Dromiciops gliroides (monito del monte), 749 nucleotides long. Its product is annotated as CDGSH iron-sulfur domain-containing protein 1-like. Gene Ontology annotation, biological process: regulation of autophagy. Gene Ontology annotation, molecular function: 2 iron, 2 sulfur cluster binding. Gene Ontology annotation, cellular component: intracellular membrane-bounded organelle; mitochondrial outer membrane. Lineage: Eukaryota; Metazoa; Chordata; Mammalia; Microbiotheria; Microbiotheriidae. The record is from RefSeq and is a predicted model, not a curated record.
UCUGGCUUUAAUUGAAUGGCCAAUAAUAGCCCUCAGCCCAAGCCUUUAGAUUUUGAUGGUUUAAGAAUGAGUGGUAAGGCCUCGGGAGCUUCGGGGUCCGCGGGCGGCGGGUGGAACGAGCCCCGGUGUUCGGUGUUCGGUGAGGGCCGGCAGGGAGGGCCUGCACGAGGCUGCGGCGGCGCCCCCCCUACCCCGCCCAUCCCCUUCCCGCGGAGCGCCGGCGCCGCCAUGGGCCUGCAUUCCAACCUGUCGGUGCGAGCGGACUGCAUUGCAGCUGUGGCACUGGCUGCUGGGACUGCUGUGGUGGGCUAUCUAGCUUACAAAAGGUUUUUGGUGAAAGAAAAACGCUACAGGUCCAUGGUCAACCUCACCAUCCAGAAAGACAACCCCAAGGUUGUCCACGCAUUUGACAUGGAAGACUUAGGAGAGAAAGCUGUGUACUGCCGCUGCUGGAGGUCCAAGAAGUUCCCAUUCUGUGAUGGUGCCCACACAAAGCACAAUGAAGAGACCGGUGACAACGUGGGACCACUGAUCAUCAAGAAAAAAGAGGCAUAAUCAAUGGACAGUGUAGACUGAUUUAUCCUAAUGUUGCUGAUUGUUUUACAAGGAAUUAGAUUACUUCUGUCCAAUUUCCUUUCCCCGGGUUCUCAGUGUGGUCUCUUGUAAGCUAAGGCUUUCAUCUCUGUGCCCUCUGCCUUACUACUUGUCCAAACGCCGUGGAUACGCUCACUAUAAAGAAUCUUCCUGUC